AACUGUAGCCAAGAAUUUUCUUCUCUGGCAAAUGCUGUGACUAUUUGACACUUAGCCUAGGGCUGCCCACUGCUUCUUUUACUCUCAUUAUUCAACCACGCUAGCUUUCUUCUUACUUCUUAUCAAAUAACACAAACCCUAGACAAAGCCAUCUUCAUAUCUCUUCUUCUCCUUCUUUGAGAAUGAACCUAGAAGAGAAGGCGACCAUGGACUUGGUUCCACCAUCUGAGCAUCUCUGCUAUGUCCGCUGCAACUUCUGCAACACUGUUCUUGCGGUUGGGAUUCCAUGUAAGCGGUUGUUGGAUACUGUGACAGUGAAAUGUGGGCACUGCAGUAACCUAUCCUUUCUCAGCACCAGACCUCCUCUCCAAGGUCAAUGCCUUGAUCACCAAUUGAUUCUUCAGAAGAAACAGGAUUUCUUCAGCGAUUUGAGAAAGGGCCAGUCUUCAUCAUCAUCCUCAUGCACAUCAGGCGAGCCAUUGUCACCAAAAGCACCCUUUGUGGUGAAACCACCUGAGAAGAAACACAGACUUCCAUCUGCUUACAACCGAUUUAUGAAGGAGGAGAUACAGCGCAUCAAAGCAGCAAAUCCUGAGAUACCACACAGGGAAGCAUUCAGCACAGCAGCAAAAAAUUGGGCUAGGUACAUUCCAAACUCAGCACCUGGAUCAGUUUCUGGGAGAAGCAACAGUGAUUAAUGAAGUGAUGCAUAUGUGAAAGGCAGGGCAUAUGCAUGCAAUGGGUGGAGAGAGAUGGGAACUAGAAGGGCAGUUGAUGAGCAUAUAUGCAUAUGUAAAUUGGCCAAUUAACUAGCUUGAGCUUCUAUGUCUCCAACUUAAUUUCUUAAUUGUUGUGUUUGUCAUUUGGUGUCAUGUUUGAUGGUAAUGUGUUUCUCUUAUUGAAAUCUAAGCAGAUUAAUACAUUGUAUUCACCAUAUUUGGUUGCCUAAUAUAUCCCUAAACUGGCUGCCACACCAAGUGCUACUCGAUGCUGCAAGACUAUUUUGUUUUUUCAUC
Hevea brasiliensis (rubber tree) is the source of this 1016-nucleotide messenger RNA. Its product is annotated as protein CRABS CLAW-like. Lineage: Eukaryota; Viridiplantae; Streptophyta; Magnoliopsida; Malpighiales; Euphorbiaceae. Gene Ontology annotation, cellular component: nucleus. The record is from RefSeq and is a predicted model, not a curated record. Gene Ontology annotation, biological process: cell fate commitment; leaf development; style development. The transcript has 7 exons. Bases 183 to 698 code for a protein of 171 amino acids.